Sinocyclocheilus anshuiensis is the source of this 783-nucleotide messenger RNA. RefSeq names its product thymic stromal cotransporter homolog. Gene Ontology annotation, biological process: transmembrane transport. The record is from RefSeq and is a predicted model, not a curated record. Bases 38 to 568 code for a protein of 176 amino acids. The transcript has 4 exons. NCBI's taxonomy places the organism in Eukaryota, Metazoa, Chordata, Actinopteri, Cypriniformes, Cyprinidae. Gene Ontology annotation, molecular function: transmembrane transporter activity. Gene Ontology annotation, cellular component: membrane.
CAGUGGGAUUUUGUAUGAUAUAGCAGUGGCUGGAGGAAUGGAGAUGUUGGUAGCUUAUGUGCUCAAAUACCCCCUCAACUGGGGCGCAACCGAGGUGGGUUAUGGAAACGCGGCUGGAUCCCUUCUCUUCAUCACCAGUUUUUUGGGUGUGAAGAUGUUCACAAAAUGUUCAGUUAGAGAUGAGAGCAUGGUCAUGAUCGGGAUGGUGUCUUUCGCAGCUGGGAUUUAUUUCAUGGCAUUUGUGACCACAACUCCGAUGUACUUUUUGGCUCGCUCUAUCACUCUGUUUGCUCUGAUUCCAAUGCCCACCAUUCGCUCGCUGCUGUCCAAACAGGUCAGGGGAACCUCAUAUGGCAUUACCUUUGUCAUGCUCCAGUUGUCCUUCAAACUUGCAAGCUUGGUCACCACACCCAUCUACACUGAGAUCUAUCAGGCCACACUUAACACCUUCCCAGGGUUUGUCUUCAUACUGUCCAGCAUCUUCACUGUUCUUUCUAUGAUACCCAUUAGUAUUGUAGGAUGUUGCUCUGCGAGACAUGAUGGAUAUGAGAGAAUUCAAGGGAACUGACUGACAGCAUCAACCACACCAAAGCAGACAAUGUAUCAGAAAUGGACAAGUUUGUAGGUUUACACUGAUGUUACGUACAAUAGAGGAUAUUCUACUAGGAUAAUGCUACUUCCUGUUGCACUGUGGUUACACGGCGUUAUUGGUAAUGCAAUAUGUGUAGCAUCUUAUUUGCCAAGGUUUUUUUUUUAACAUCUAUGUAUAAAAUGCUGACAGUC